Messenger RNA from Drosophila obscura, 3021 nucleotides. Its product is annotated as alanine aminotransferase 1. Gene Ontology annotation, molecular function: pyridoxal phosphate binding; L-alanine:2-oxoglutarate transaminase activity. The record is from RefSeq and is a predicted model, not a curated record. Gene Ontology annotation, biological process: biosynthetic process. NCBI's taxonomy places the organism in Eukaryota, Metazoa, Arthropoda, Insecta, Diptera, Drosophilidae. The transcript is spliced from 8 exons. Bases 320 to 2098 code for a protein of 592 amino acids.
CUGUUGUCUAAACAUUUGUCGAGCAAGCGAUUCCCAGUACGGUACGGGACAGUUUCAGUUGCUUCAGCGGAAUUGGAGCGAGAGGCAGAACGGCCAAGCUUUGAUUUUCUUAUUGGAACAUUUAACCGACCCGACCAUAAACACACUCAUACAUACGCGAGCGCGCGCCAGGGUCAAUCUUUUGCGUCCGUCCCAACAGAGCAGUCCGUUCCGCCGUUCGCUGUAGCAAACAUUUGGGAUCAUUAGAUAAUCGGGAGAGGAGAUAAUAAAUAAACGCUCAGCGCCCCCCGCAACACCACCCCAUCUUCAAGAGAAGAGAAUGAGCCGUCUGCUAAUUAACAAGCCCAGCGCCAUGCAACGUGCUGCAGCCACAAUGUCUGGCAGGGCCGCCUCCGCCUUGCCACUUCGGCAGCCCUAUCCACAGCAGCAGCAACAAUCCAAAUUGACGCCCAGUGUCGUCAUUCGACGCUGGAAAUCGUUUAUACAUAGCGUUCAAAAAUCCGCAACAGCAGCGUCGGCAGAGCCAGCAGCAGCAGCAACACCAAGCAUGACUACAACGACAGCGACGUCGAACCGCAGCCGCAUUCAAUCCGAAGCUUUUGGGGGUAGACAUUCACCGUUUGACGCCCGUCGUUCGUUCUCAACUAGCAUCAAGAUGCCAGCGAAAUGUCUGCAACUGGAGAACAUCAAUCCGAACUUCAUCACCAUGGAGUAUGCCGUGCGUGGUCCACUGGUGAUACGUGCCGGUGAAAUCGAAAAGGAGCUUGAAAAGGGUGCCAAGAAGCCGUUCGACCAGGUGAUUCGGGCCAAUAUCGGUGAUUGCCAUGCCAUGGGACAGCAGCCGGUGACGUUUCUGCGUCAGCUGAUGGCCUUGACAUUCGAGCCCCGCCUACUGGACUCGCCCGAUUAUCCCGAGGAUGUGAAGAAGCGCGCCCGCGCCAUUCUUGCCAACUGCCAGGGCCACUCGGUGGGCUCGUACACGGACUCGGCUGGCCUGGAGGUGGUGCGUCGCCAGGUGGUCGAAUAUAUACAGAAGCGUGACGGCGGAGUGCCCAGCGAUUGGCAGAAUAUCUAUCUGACCGGCGGUGCCUCGCCCGGUAUCAAGAGCAUUCUCUCGCUGAUCCAUGCUGAGGUGGGAGGCAAGCCACCUGGCGUGAUGGUGCCCAUUCCCCAGUAUCCGCUGUACUCAGCCACCAUUGCCGAAUAUGGCAUGGACAAGGUCGACUACUAUUUGGAGGAGGAUUCCGGCUGGAGUCUGAGCCGCAAGGAGCUGCAGCGCUCCUUCGAUGAGGCCAAGAAGGCGUGCAAUCCACGCGCUCUGGUCGUCAUCAAUCCGGGCAAUCCCACCGGUCAGGUGCUGACCCGCGACAACAUUGUCGAGAUCAUCAAGUUUGCCAACGACAACGGGCUGAUUCUGCUGGCCGAUGAGGUGUACCAGGACAACGUUUACGACAAGAACUCCAAGUUCUACUCGUUCAAGAGGGUCGCCUACGAGAUGGGCGAGCCCUACCGCAGCCAAGAGCUGGUCAGCUUCCUGUCCACAUCUAAGGGUUUCCUCGGCGAGUGCGGCAUUCGCGGCGGCUACAUGGAGGUGCUCAACCUAUGCCCCCAGGUCAAGGCCAUGCUCACCAAGUCGAUAACGGCUGCCCUCUGCAGUACCACCGCCGGCCAGGUGGCCGUCAGUGCUCUGGUGAAUCCACCCCAGCCCGGCGAGCCCUCGUACGACCUAUUCCAAAAAGAGAAGAACGCCACCCUGGCGGCCCUUAAGGAGCGCGCAGAGCUCGUCCACAAGACGCUCAGUAGCUUUGAGGGCUACAAGGUGAAUCCCGUUCAGGGCGCCAUGUACGUGUUUCCCCAGAUCGAGAUCCCACCCAAGGCCAUCGAGGCAGCCAAGGCCAAGGGCAUGGCUCCCGAUGUUUUCUACGCAUUUGAGCUCCUCGAGACGAGCGGCAUUUGCAUUGUUCCUGGCAGCGGAUUCGGGCAAAAGCCCGGUACCUAUCACUUCCGCAGCACGAUCCUGCCACAGACGGACAAGCUGAAAUUGAUGAUGGAGAAAUUCCGUGUAUUCCACGCCGAUUUCAUGAAGAAGUACAAGUAGAUGGAGACACACUGCUUGUAUCCCUUCCCUAGACCCUUCCUCCUCCUCCUGCCGCCUGCCUGUGUUAAAAGUGUCUGAUCCCCCCCUCCACGGCUAAGGAUUAUCUAGUUUUUUUUUUGUUUUGUUUUUUGUUACUAUGAUAAUUGAUAAUUAUUUGCCAUAGACUUCUACUGUUUCUCUGCUCUUUAUUAUUUUAUAUAUAACAAAUAUAAACAUAAAUAUAAAUGUGUAACAUUUUUACAUACAUAAAUAUGUAUUUCUGUGCUAAAGAACUGCACGAAUCCACAUAAAAUGAAUCUUUACUUUGUUUCAAACAAUUUUUUAUAUUGAUCUUUUGGUUCAGUGAUUUUUAUAUGUUUUAACAAUGUAAAAGCAGUUUUUCUGCCUUUUUACAUAUAUAUUAUCCGAAUAUUGUAAUUAUUGUGUAUAUUGUGGAUUCAUUCAGUUCUCUAGUAGAUGCUAUAUAGUCCUGUAUACUCGAUAGCCUUCCAUAAAUGAUUUGGCUGCUUUCACCAUAUUAAUUAGUCGUUAACUAAACUGUUGAAUUUUAUGUAGCCUUACGUUCGGAUAUAGAAAAGAUUUGUGUGCCGAUCCUUGAUUUGAUUCUUUUGCGCAUGCUUUAAGUGAGAAGGGAAACAAAUCCAAGUGAUUUGAGGGGAGUGACAAUAAUUUUGUUAGAGCCAAAAAUUUGUUUAUUACUUUCGUUGGCCGAGCGAAAAAGAAUGCGGAUAUUGUUCUAUAGAAAAGUUGUGUUGCAUUAUAAACAACAUUACAUACUCGUUCAUAUAUGUCAUAUAUGUGCAUAUCCCCCGGUUCGAUCACGAAUACAUAUUAUGUAAAUGUCUUCAAAAGUCAUUAAUAUUUGGUAAAAGACAAACCAAAACAUGGAACUAUGGAAGUAAAUAAACAUUAAUAUUGUUAAA